ACUACCGAUGGCUGAGUCCUCCUCAACUCCUCCUUUUCCCCGCCCUAUGACGUCAGUCCUGAUGACUGUGGGGUCCCGUCAGCCAUGGGAAUCUAACCACGAACGGAGCGACCACAGUGUUAGGAGGUGGAGGAAUCGUUUCCCUCACUAGGGGGAUACACUUGAACGAAAGAGGCCGGCGGGAGGGAGCUGUUAGCCCGACUGUGACAUUCUGGUCAAAGAUCUCUCAAGAUAGACAGUUUACUGGAUUAUUUUACUGUUUCCACAUUUGUGUCAUUAUGACUUGGAGGUUACCUGGCACUUAAAAUUAACCCUCUGCAUUUGUAUGUAUUGGUGGCACAAAGGCGUUUUUGGGGGCUACUUUGACAAGUGUGAAUAUUUCGAUCCAUUUUGAGGUACUGAAGGAUUGACUCUUGCAAAUCAUGAGCUCUCAAAGCCAUCCAGAUGGACUUUCUUGUCCAGAUCAGCCAGUGGAACUGUUAAAGCCAAACAGAGUUAAUCAUUUACCCAGUGCUGUUGAUGUAAGCACAACGCUGCCCCUCCAAGUCACAACCAGUGCAGUCCCCAUGGACCUUCGGCUGGAUCACCAAUUCUCCAUACCACUGGCAGAAUCCACACUCCGGGAACAGCAACUUCAGCAGGAGCUCUUGACUCUGAAACAAAAGCAGCAAAUCCAGAGGCAGAUUCUUAUAGCAGAAUUUCAGAGGCAGCAUGAGCAGCUCUCACGCCAGCAUGAAGCACAGCUACACGACCACAUAAAGCAACAACAAGAACUGUUGGCCAUUAAGCACCAACAAGAGUUGUUAGAACACCAACGGAAACUUGAGCAGCACAGGCAGGAACAGGAGAUGGAGAAACAGCAGAGAGAGCAGAAACUACAGCAGCUGAAGAACAAGGAAAAAGGAAAAGAAAGUGCCGUGGCAAGCACUGAAGUAAAGAUGAAGCUGCAGGAGUUUGUGCUCAAUAAAAAGAAGGCAUUAGCACACCAGAAUCUUAAUCACUGUAUAACCCAAAGUGAUCCCCGCUUCUGGUAUGGGAAGACGCAACACAGUUCUCUGGAUCAAAGUUCCCCACCGCAAAGUGGAGUCAGUGCCACAUAUAAUCAUCCGGUCCUGGGAAUGUACGAUCCAAAAGAUGAUUUCCCACUCAGAAAAACAGCAUCUGAACCCAACCUUAAAGUACGCUCUCGACUUAAACAGAAGGUUGCAGAGAGGAGAAGUAGCCCUUUAUUACGGAGGAAAGAUGGCCCAGUGGUAACUGCACUUAAAAAACGCCCACUGGAUGUUACAGAUUCUGCUUGUAAUAGUGCUCCUGGUUCAGGACCAAGCUCUCCCAAUAACAGCUCCAGCAAUGUCAGUUCAGAAAAUGGACUCACGGGAUCAGUAAACACCAUAUCAGCUGAGCCUAGUUUAGCUCAUCGAUUAGUGACACGAGAAGGUUCUGUGACACAGCUGCCUUUGUAUACCUCACCUUCCCUACCAAACAUCACUUUAGGGCUACCUGCAACUGGACCAUCAAGUCCUGUGUCCGGGCAACAAGAAGGUGAGCAUAUUGCACUUCCAGCUUUACAACAGCGUAUCUCCUUAUUCCCCAGCAGUCACCUCACGCCUUAUCUGAACAGCAGCAGUUUAGAGAGGGAUGGAGGAACAGCACACAAUCAACUGUUGCAGCAUAUGGUCCUUCUGGAACCCUCACCUCAGCAGAGUCCUCUGGUGCCAGACUGGUAUCUUUCAGGACUUGGAGCACUGCCUCUCCACACGCAGACGCUGGUUGGUUCUGAGCGGGUCUCGCCUUCAAUACACAAGCUGCGACAACAUCGCCCACUGGGACGCACGCAGUCAGCACCCCUUCCACAGAAUGCACAGGCUCUUCAACAGCUCGUCAUCCAGCAACAACAUCAGCAGUUCCUUGAGAAACACAAGCAGCAGUUCCAGCAGCAACAACUUCACCUUAAUAAGAUGAUUCCCAAACAGAAUGAGCAAGCUCGACAACAUGAAAGUCAUCCAGAAGAGACGGAGGAGGAAUUGCGAGAACACCAUGCACUGAUAAAUGAGUCCUAUGUAGACCAAAUUGGAAACCAAAACGAAGUACCAGCAAGAACUGUGCAGGUGAAACAGGAGCCAAUUGAGAGUGAUGACGAGCAGGAGAAUAUGGAGCAAGAACUAGAACAAGGGAAGAGGCAAACAGAACAGGACCUUAUUUUUAAACAGCAAGCCCUCUUAUUGGAAAAGCAGCGCAUCCACCAACUGAGAAACUAUCAGGCAUCUCUGGAAGCAGCAGGGAUCCCAGUCACAUUUGGAGGUCAUCGACCACUGUCUCGUGCACAGUCCUCACCUGCUUCUGCAUCUUUCCCCAUGUCUGUGCAAGAGCCUCCUUCUAAACCAAGGUUCACAACAGGACUUGUUUAUGACACCCUUAUGCUAAAACAUCAGUGUAUCUGUGGAAACACCAACAGCCACCCCGAACAUGCUGGGAGAAUACAGAGUAUUUGGUCUCGAUUACAGGAGACAGGACUUCGCACCAAAUGUGAGUGUGUUCGGGGAAGGAAGGCAACACUGGAAGAACUGCAGACGGUUCACUCCGAAGCUCAUGCUCUGCUUUAUGGUACCAAUCCUCUGAACAGACAGAAGCUGGACAGUUCUUUAACAUCAGUGUUUGUGAAGCUGCCUUGCGGUGGUAUUGGAGUGGAUAGUGACACAAUUUGGAAUGAAGCACAUUCAUCCAGUGCUGCACGCUUAGCUGUGGGCUGCGUCAUUGAGCUGGUCUUUAAAGUUGCUUCUGGGGAACUGAAGAAUGGAUUUGCAGUUGUACGACCUCCUGGACAUCAUGCAGAAGAGAGUACACCUAUGGGGUUUUGUUACUUCAACUCUGUGUCGAUUGCAGCUAAACUUUUACAGCAAAGACUAAAUGUAAGCAAGAUUCUGAUUGUGGACUGGGAUGUUCAUCAUGGAAAUGGGACCCAACAAGCAUUUUACAGUGAUCCCAGUGUUCUGUACAUUUCAGUACAUCGUUAUGAUGAUGGUAACUUCUUCCCAGGAAGUGGUGCACCAGAUGAGAGAGGAGCAGGACCGGGUGUUGGCUUCAAUGUUAACAUGGCUUUCACUGGCGGUUUGGAUCCACCCAUGGGGGAUACUGAAUACAUGGCAGCAUUCAGGACAGUAGUAAUGCCCAUUGCCAAUGAAUUUGCACCAGACGUGGUACUUGUAUCAGCAGGCUUUGAUGCAGUAGAAGGGCAUCCUGCACCUCUUGGGGGAUACAAAGUGUCAGCAAAAUGUUUUGGGUACCUUACCAAGCAGCUAAUGGGUCUAGCUGGAGGCCGCCUUAUACUAGCCCUGGAAGGAGGUCAUGACCUCACUGCUAUUUGUGAUGCAUCUGAGACAUGUGUUUCUGCUUUACUGGGAAAUCAGCUUGAGCCUUUUCCAAAUGAAGUUCUACAUCAAAGGCCGAAUUUGAAUGCUGUUCGCUCAAUGGAGAAUGUCAUUGAGAUACACAGCAAAUACUGGAGUUCUUUGAAACGACAUUCCUCCACAGUGGGAUUCUCUCUAGUUGAGGCACAGAAGUGCGAGAGUGAAGAGGCUGAGACAGUGACUGCUAUGGCCUCUUUGUCAGUAGGAGUCAAACAAACACAGAAGAGAUCCGAUGAUGAACCAAUGGAAGAAGAGCCACAUUUGUAGCAGCUGUCUAACAUAGGAUUUCUCUCGCCUUUCUUCAGAGAACUUUGUUUUUCGUACUACUCCUGUGUCCUCUUAAGGUGUUCUUCCAGAAUGCGAGGACAAAUGGAUGUUUGAAAAAUAUACAGCUUCACAAGGCUGGCUGGAAAUGGACCAUUACUAAUGGACCAUUACAAAUGAAUCAAGAUGCUGAAAAAGGCCAUUUCUCUGUUCAUAAGAUGUUGGGGGUGAAUAGCCAGUGAGCAAGCACUUUGGCACAAGAUGCCAAAAAGCAAGUUGUGUUUUAGAAAGCAAAAACAACCUCAAAAAUGGUGCUGUUUGAGUUCACAUAUCCACAGACCAAGAGUCUCGGACAGUUUAUACCACUCAUUAUACUUUCUGGCAAUUAUUUUUUUAUUUUUAUUUUGUAACUUGCAUAUACUGCAAGUCCAGAAAACUCUACAUUGUCUUUUUAAAAGAACUAUGUGAUUUGUUUUAUUUUUUAUUGAAAGAUAUGUGUGUAUGGUAUGCGUGUGUGUGUGCACGUGAGAGAGG
Molecule: messenger RNA, 4205 nt
Organism: Protopterus annectens (West African lungfish)
Lineage: Eukaryota; Metazoa; Chordata; Ceratodontiformes; Protopteridae
Gene: HDAC4
Product: histone deacetylase 4
Exons: 27
Coding region: 423-3674 (1083 amino acids)
Biological process (GO): chromatin organization; negative regulation of transcription by RNA polymerase II
Cellular component (GO): histone deacetylase complex
Molecular function (GO): histone deacetylase activity
Source: RefSeq, a predicted model, not a curated record